Molecule: messenger RNA, 3126 nt
Organism: Pieris napi
Lineage: Eukaryota; Metazoa; Arthropoda; Insecta; Lepidoptera; Pieridae
Product: zinc finger protein 26-like
Exons: 12
Coding region: 487-2343 (618 amino acids)
Biological process (GO): regulation of transcription by RNA polymerase II
Cellular component (GO): nucleus
Molecular function (GO): DNA-binding transcription activator activity, RNA polymerase II-specific; RNA polymerase II cis-regulatory region sequence-specific DNA binding
Source: RefSeq, a predicted model, not a curated record
UCGACAGUUACGUCUUACGAAGAUGAGAGUUGUGUAAAUUUUUUGUCGGCAAAGUUGAUCAAUAAAAUGUUAUGAAAAAAAAGCACUAAAGAUGUGAAUUUUUUGAUCGUGUUCUUAUCAUUAUAAUUCAUAGUCUGAUAAAAAAUAUUUAUUGUUACCUGUCUGUAAUCACAUUCAAUAGAGACACUUGUUUCAAAUGACUUUAUCAAACUGUAAUUGGUAGAUUGUUUUUAUCUAUCAUGGCGAAUUUCUUCUUUAGUUUUGUGGUAAUGGCAUGACAUACAUACAUGACUUUAGUCUGCAAAAUGUGUUUAAUGUUUUAGAUGUAGAUUGAUUUGUCAUAAAAAUCGAAAGACGGGAUAAGCAGUAAAAGAAAGUAGUGUUAGGAAGUUAGAAAGUGGAAAUAAUUACUAAAAAUCUCGCUUAAUUUUAUCGGUUUCGUAUUCCUUUUUUUAAUAACGUGAUUGUUCACCUUAAAAAAUUGAAAUGGAAGAAAAAAAUUGUGAUGUGGAAAGAACCAUAGCAAAAGAAGGUCAUAACAAAAAUAUCAACUUAUCGGAAAAUACGGAGCAUGUAGUGAAUAUGGUAAUUAAAAGUGAGCCACCAGAUAUGCCAGAAGUGCUUGGAAUUAUAGAUAUUUUAAUGAAUGAUAAAGCAGAGUCAUCUACAUCAACAGGUAAAAAAAAGAAAAACAGAAAUCCAAUUAUACAAAGAAGGAAGAAGAUAAUGCUUUCUGAUGAUGAAUGGGAACCUGAGAAAAAAUCCACUACUGAAAAACCAUCUAAAGAAGGUUCUUCAAAAGGAACUGAGGAAUACUAUGGGUAUGACAUCCUUAACCAGAUAGAGAUAGUGACAAUUACUGAAGAAGAGCGUCUGGCUGAGUUGAAAGAAGCCUAUGAGUCUCGAAAACAUAUGAAUUAUAUAUGCAAAGGUUGUGCUGCUGGUUUUGUUGUGAAAGAUGCCUAUGAUGUGCAUAUGAAGUUGCACGCAAAGGAAUCAGGUGAAUUUGUUUGCGAAGUGUGCAAUACUUAUAUGAAGAGUGAGGAGACACUUCAUCGUCACAAAUUGCGACAUUAUAGAAGAUACAGGUGUAUGGUGUGCAGCGUGCGAUACAAGGACAAAGACGCAGUGGCAGGCCACGUAUCUUUUAUGCACAGCGGGAAUACGUUUAACUGCGACCAGUGCGGGUCUACCUUCAAGCGUCCGCAAUACCUCCGCCGUCACAUUGAGCAAAUUCAUACAAAAUCGACCCCAAUGGAGUGCCCCAUCUGCCAACAGGUCUACUAUGAGAGUGGGUGGUACCGGAAUCAUAUUAGAAAACAUAAUAAAGAAGUUCAAGACUCAAAAAUAGUGAAAUGUCCGGAAUGUGACCGGACCUUCAAACACAAAUCGUACCUCAAGACACACAUGUUGACGCACGAAUCAUGUGAAGUUGUCUGUUUGGAGUGUUCGGAGAGUUUUAGGAAUUCACAUCUGCUGGAGGAGCACUAUAAAGCCGCGCAUGCGGUCAAUUUUACUGUUCGUCCCGACGAAGACAACCGCUGUACAUACUGCAAGCGGCCGUUUGAUACCCGCGCUAAGAUGCACAACCACGUUCAGAGAAUGCACGUUGAUGGUGGCAAGAAGUAUCAAUGUGAUCAUUGCAAGCGUCUAUACUAUUCAAAGGGCGAAGUACGAUCGCACAUUAAAUGGACCCACUUACAACACGCAGGCGGUCAUGCCUGUACCUGUGGCAGAGUGUUUAGGACCCCAGUGCGUCUGCGAGACCACAUCGCCACACGCCAUUUGGGGGCCGUCCCACCUCGGGACAAACAUUGUCCGCAUUGUCAGAAGGCGUUUGCGAAUCAGCAAGUUCUAACACGGCACAUAAAGUCUCACGCAGGUGAGAUGUUCCCGUGUACCGAGUGUGGAAGAGAGUUCAAAACGCAGUCUUAUGUCAAGGUGCACUAUCAGGUCGCGCACUUGCACAUGACGCGUGCACAAAUACGAAGGCAGAAUAAGAGGAAACUUAUCAUGGUGGAGGAUAUGAAUCCUCAAUCACCAACAAACGAAGAAGAGCUAUAUGGUUGUAAUGAGUGUGGAAAGAAGUUCAAAACUCAAUCUUAUGUCCGUAUUCACUAUUUCACAAAACAUCUGAACAUGACUCACGCGCAGGCGAAAAAGAAAUGCAGGGAAUUACGUUCCAUAACCCAAUUGCCUGGAUGUUCCAAAGAUCCCAUGCAAAUUGAAGAAGUAUUUGUCAAGACCGAACCAGAAGACGCUGAAGACGCCGAAGAACCGAACGGCAUAAAAAUACCAAUGUUUGAAACAUUUGUUGACAUCCAGAGGGAAUCCAUCGUUUAGGCAGACUAUAACUAUUCAGUCAGUUGUCAAUGUCAACACUCUCACAAAAACAAUGUCUGCUGUCAACGGUUAUCUCUUUAACAUAUAUCCAUGUCAGAAUAGAACAGUCAGGUACAGUAUAUAAGCGGUUAAGCAGAUCAACUCUUUAGGACUAUUUGAUGUUGAUGCUUAAGAAAACUCCUAGCAUUAUUUUUGUUACUACCUGAAAUAAUUGUUCAAAUAUUAUUAAAGAAUUGUAAAAGACCCCAAACAUAAUAAAUGUUAUGUGUCAUAUGUAUGUGUAUGUCAGACAUAUUUCAGAAUUUGUUUAAUUGAUAAUUUUCUUAAGGCAAACAAAUGUAUCCGAAGAUCAUGGGGGGCAUAACUAAAAUAAUAAUAAAAAAAUUUCAAACAUAACUGUAAAACAGAGAAAAAGUUGUCAAAAACUCAGAUGAACACCUAAACAGGGGAGAAAGUUAAAUGAGGGUUUAAGAAACAAAACAGCCACACAAUAUGUGUAGUUCUAAGGUUGAUGGGGCUUAAUAUUUUAAAAGAAUUAUGUUAGAAGCUUACAUCUGUAUGUUUCUCUCAUAUAAUUCCAUGGGUUUUGUAUCACAUCUAAUCUAACCAUUGUUAAGUUAGUAAUUACUAUUGUGUAAUUAAUGUUUUGCUCAAACUUAUUUUGAGUGUAGCACUAGGUGUUAAGAGAUUAUUUGUUAUUUAAUUAAGCAAAUUAGAAAACAUAUAUUUUUGUUUUUCCUUAGGACUCUUGUCUAUUUCCGAUAUUACAAAUUAAAUAUUUUA